AUGGAUAAGCUACUAUGUUGGAAUGUCCAAGGAGCCAACAAUCAACAAAAACAGGGGCUAAUUAAGCAAUUUAUUAGUCUCCAAAAAGUUGAUUUUGUUGGCCUCCUUGAGACAAGAGUCAAGGCUCCUAAGCUUGGGAACUGGUAUUCUAAUUUUUUUGUGGGAUGGCGUUUCUCUUCCAACAUUGCUUGGCAUGCUGGAGGGAAGAUUGUUAUAGCAUGGAAUCCUUUGAGGUUCAUAGUGGAUAUUAUUAGAUGCACAAGUCAACUUAUGCAUCUAAGAAUUGGUACUACUAAUGGUAUAUUUGACAGUUACUUGACUGUGAUAUAUGCAUCAAAUAGCCGAAAUGAGAGGAGAGAUCUUUGGAGAGAUGUUUGUGAGUUGGCUCCAAAUGGGAAGUGGUGUCUGAUGGGGGAUUUUAAUGAUAUCCUUUCGAAGGAAGAGAGAAUUGGGCAUCGGGUUAGAAGCUAUCCUGAUGAUGAUUUUCUUAAUUGUGUGAAUCAAUGUCACCUUGAGGAUGUGAAGUUUAGUGGGAAUUUCUUUACAUGGUCAAAUAAAAAACAUGGGGAUGAUCGAAUUUACUCUAAGAUUGACAGGAUAUUAGCUAACCAGGCAUGGCUGAAUGCUUAUGAGAAUGCUGAGGCUACAUUCCUUAAUGAGGGGUUAUUCGACCAUUCUCCUGGGAUCCUAACUUUGUAUCCUCAUUUGAAUGGUGGGAUCAAACCCUUUAAGUACUUUAGAAUGUGGAAAUCUCAUUCUAAGUAUGAAAGGAGUUUAGAAGAGAUUUGGAACCAACCUAUAGGGGGUUCAAAGAUGUUUCAGGUAGUCUCGAGAUUGAAAUUGUUCAAAGGGGUACUGAAGGACAUAAACAAGGAGAGAUACAUGGACUUGCAGGCUGCUACAGCUAAGGCUAAAAGCUAA
Cannabis sativa is the source of this 921-nucleotide messenger RNA. RefSeq lists its product as uncharacterized. Lineage: Eukaryota; Viridiplantae; Streptophyta; Magnoliopsida; Rosales; Cannabaceae. The transcript has a single exon. Gene Ontology annotation, molecular function: catalytic activity. The coding region runs from base 1 to 921 and encodes 306 amino acids. The record is from RefSeq and is a predicted model, not a curated record.